This is a messenger RNA of Budorcas taxicolor (takin), 560 nucleotides long. It is a transcript of the gene MRPL57, whose product is annotated as mitochondrial ribosomal protein L57. NCBI's taxonomy places the organism in Eukaryota, Metazoa, Chordata, Mammalia, Artiodactyla, Bovidae. The coding region runs from base 105 to 413 and encodes 102 amino acids. The record is from RefSeq and is a predicted model, not a curated record. Gene Ontology annotation, cellular component: mitochondrial ribosome. The transcript is spliced from 2 exons. Gene Ontology annotation, biological process: mitochondrial translation. Gene Ontology annotation, molecular function: structural constituent of ribosome.
UCACGCGAGGAAACGGCAGUGGGUCGGACCGGGCUCUUCCGGCAUCCCACUUCCGGCGUCGUUCCCCGGCGUGCGGAUCGGGGCCCGGACGCGCGGCUGGCGCCAUGUUCCUGACCGCGCUCCUGUGCCGCGGCCGCAUCCCCGGCCGGCAGUGGAUCGGGAAGCACCGGCGGCCGCGGACCGUGUCGGCACUGGCGAAGCAGAACAUGAUCCGUCGCCUGGAGAUAGAAGCGGAGAACCACUACUGGCUGAGCCGGCCCUUCCUCACGGCCGAGCAGGAGCGCGGCCACGCGGCGGCCCGCAGGGCGGCCGCCUUCGAGGCGCUCAAGGCGGCGCAGGCCGCCAAGUUCCCCGCGCACCGUCGGCUGGAGGACCAACUCGACCACCUCAACGUCACCAGGAGGUGGUCCUGACCGUGAGCCCCGCUGGCCCCCGGCCCCGCACGCUCCACUGCCUGCAGUCGGGUCUCGUUCGUCCCUGAGGGACGGUGGGGGCAUGGCCUGCGUCACAAGCGACACAAACGUCAUUUUUACGAAGUCGCAAUAAAGCUACCAACUGUG